Pollicipes pollicipes is the source of this 2541-nucleotide messenger RNA. RefSeq lists its product as uncharacterized. The record is from RefSeq and is a predicted model, not a curated record. The transcript has 6 exons. Bases 93 to 2381 code for a protein of 762 amino acids. NCBI's taxonomy places the organism in Eukaryota, Metazoa, Arthropoda, Thecostraca, Pollicipedomorpha, Pollicipedidae.
GCACAACAGAAUGAACACGUACGAGAGCGCGUGUCCCACUGCUUGGUUCCAGGGCUUGGUUCGGAUUAGGCGCGCUUUAUAAAUGCCAAGGCAUGACAAGCUCGAACCACUCACACGCGCCUGCCACUCCGGAGAAUGACAUGGAUUCUGCCUGGCCUGGCUGUGAACAUGAUCCAUCAGAUUUAAGAGAUCCGCUGGAAUUGCGACCCUGUUCAAGCCUUUCGCUCAACUAUAUACUUCCAGAUGAUCCACCUGAUGUGAAGACUGAGUGGCCAGAUCUGACAACGGAGGGGGUAUCAGUAGAAGCAAGAAGCGCUGUGCCUGACGCACUCGAUGAUCCGCCUCAAGUGAAGACUGAGUGGCCAGAUCUGACAACGGAGGAGGUAUCAGUAGAAGCAAGAAGCAUUUCGCCUGAGCCGCUCGAUGAUGAAGGCGAUGAUCCGACGUACUUCCCACGAACAGAAGCGGAGGAGGACAAGGGCGAGGAAGAGGACGAAAGCAGCAGCAGGACUCCUGUCUGCGAAACGGUAGAGAAAGACCACAGCAUCUCUAUUCAAAGGUCUUCUCACAAGAAAGCAUUUACGAAGCGAAAUAUCUGUCCAUAUUGUAGCAAGACUCACAUCAAAUUCGCACGUCAUCUUUUCCGGAGGCAUAAAACGAAACCAGAAGUGGUUCAAGCGCUUACAUUCCCAAAAGGCUCCAAGGAGAGGAGGACCUGUGUUCAGCACAUCAUCAACAGGGGAAACUUCAAGCACAACUUAACGGUGUUCCGUGAUGGGCAUGGAACCAUCAUUCCCAGGAGGUGUCCACCGCAAAACGCGAAGGUGGCGGCGAAAGAUAUGGUGCCUUGCAGCAAGUGCCAGGGCUUUUUCUCUAGACGUUGCCUUCCUACACACAGUGUCAGGUGCCAUGCUGGUGAAAAAGAUGCAGUUGGAAGUGAAGCUCAGGCUCGAACAGACUUGCCACGCACGGAAGCGGACGAGGACAAGGACGAGGAAGAGGACGAAAGCAGCAAUAGGACUCCUGUCUGCGAAGCGUUGGAGAAAUACCACAGCAUCUCUAUUCAAAGGUCUUCUCAAAAGAAAACAUCUCUGAAGCGAAAUGUUUGCCCAUAUUGUAGCAAGACUCACAUCAAAUUCGCACGUCAUCUUUUCCGGAGGCAUAAAAUGAAACCAGAAGUGGUUCAAGCGCUUGCAUUCCCAAAAGGCUCCAGGGAGAGGAGGAUCUGUGUCCAGCACAUCAUCAACAGGGGAAACUUCAAGCACAACUUAACGGUGUUCCAUGGUGGGCAUGGAACCAUCAUUCCCAAGAGGUGUCCACCGCAAAACGCGAAGGUGACGGCGAAAGAUAUGGUGCCUUGCAGCAAGUGCCAGGCCUUUUUCUCUAGACGUUGCCUUCCUACACACAAUGUCAGGUGCCAUGCUGGUGAAAAAGCUGCAGCUGGACGUGAAGUUCAGGCUCUAGGAAGAUCCUUGCCGCCCUGUCACAGGCAUGCCUCAGCUGGAUUGGAGAAGUUGAUGGCAAACAUGUGGUAUGAUGACGUUACGUCCACAUGCAGCAAUGAUGGGCUCAUUUUUGAUUUUGGGUCCCGUCUGUUCACGAGACUUGGUCACGAGCGUGAACAACAUGCGCACAUUCGCGAAAAGAUGAGACAGCUGGGGCGUUUGGUCCUUGAGCUAAAUCAGUCAAGCCCAGGACAGGGUCUAGAGUCGUUCAUUCAACGAUCAAAGUUCUUGGAGGUGGUAGGUGCGGUGAAACGGCUGGCAGGUGGCAAGAAAGGAAAGUGUCGCAAUCUUUCGCUUGCCCUCAAGCUUGGCAUCUCGCUCGGUGAGUGCGCGGAGAUCCUUAGAACACGCGGCAUCGACAACGAUGACGCCGCCCUGAAGGCGGCUGCGGGCGACUUCCUCCUGCUCUACCGACGAGAUUGGAAGGUGCACAUGACCUCCCGUGCGCUCCACGAGAAGAGCGAGAGCGAGCCCGUCGAGCGUCCCCUCGGUGUGGGUGUUCAGAGUGAGGAGGUGCAGGAUGAGUUGGUGCGGGAUCAGCGACUGUCUGAAGAGGAACGCUCAGGCACGAACCGUGGCCAGCCAUCGGAAGUUGCGCGGGAAUCCGUAAACCGGCGGAGGCCAGCAGAAGCGCUAAGGAUCUUCAGCAAAACAAGACCCAAAGGCGAGAGGAAGGUCAUACCAUGGACGCGAGCAGAAAAGGAAGCUGUGCAGAGGCGCAUGAAGCUUUUUAUCGGCCGUCUGAAGUGUCCAGGAAUGGCAGACUGUUUGGAGGCACUGGAGGAGGAGUCUGCACUGUCCCGGCGUUCCUGGAGGGAUGUCAAGUUCUGCACGCACAACAUCAUACAGAAGCGCAAGCGUGCCAUGGGGAUGUAGGUUCACAUGAAGGCUCAAGGGGCUUCACUGGUUAGAACCUCUGCCGCGUGAUGCUGCAGUACCUGCUGUGCGGUGUGGUGUGACCUGUUUGCAAGCUGCCUGUAAGAAACGUCCUGCACAUCUGAGCGUGUUUGUGGCGUACUGCGACGUGAAGUGAUUG